AUGGUGGAAUCUCAACUUCCAUCGGACAUAGUGGUCCAGGCAUGCUGCAAAAGAUUGCUUCGAGCGGUGGAGGCUGUAGCUGCGGCCAGAGUUGCGCCUGCAGUAGGUCAUUUGCCUGGACAACCUCAACAACAUACCUCCGCGCAGAGUCUGGCGGCAAUCUUGGCGCCGACAAAAACAGCGGAUGUUUCGAGCUUGUUGGACAAGGCGAGCAUGAAAACCCUCAGUUUCGGACUGCAAGCGGAGCAGAGUCUAUGGAGCAGCAUGCUGGCGCACACAGAACAGUGCAAGGCGGCUGGAAAGACUCCCUUCUUGUUUGUAGACCUUACUGCCAAAGAGUCGUUGCCAAUGUGGCUCACUCCGGACCAAAUCGGUGGAAAAUUCCACCUUAGGGAUGAGCGAGAGUGGACGUUGGAAGGCGCACAAGCCAUAUCCAGCCUGCAAGAUCUGAGCAGAGCAUUGAAGAGUGCAACGGCAUCAGCCAGGUUUUUCAGGUCCAUGCCUCAAUGGCUUGGCGCAUUCCUCCGGUAUGCAGCAGUUGCCGUGGCCACUCAGCAGCUCACCUGGCCGGACGUCAUGGCCCACAUUGAUGUGGUGGCUCAGCUAUCAGAGCAAGAGCGACUCAAAGGACGUCCCCCGUUCCUGGCCUUUGUUUACGAAGAGCUAAUGCGUAAGAACUGGGCUCGCAGGGCAGAAAAAGGAGACCCAGAGCUAAACAUUGGCACGGCAAUUCAGAAGAUUGACAAAGACAUGCUAGACAUUUCUCGUCAUCGGCUUGCUGAAGUCUUGAAAGAUGCAGGCAUGGAGUCCCGUGAGGACAGCGCCCAAGCAUCAGGAUCCAGACCCGCGCCGGCGCAGACUACAAACAUUGCAAUGGAAAUGGUGGGCAGACAACUGUCCGCUGCAGAAGCUGCCCAGCGACAGGCCGAGAAAGUUUCCAAACAGCUGCUGGACACGCAGCAGGCUCUGUUGAAGAGAUCCCAGGCAAUGUCUGCUGACUCAAUGGCGGGCGAGGCGCCAGUCCCAGGAAAGGGCCCUGGGAAAGGAUCAGGCUUGAGCAAGAAACAAGAAAAGGCGAAACUCUGGUUUGCCAAGGGCGCUGCCCGGCGCCAGGAGCAGGCAAAGCGAAAAUGGCAGCAAACGUGGAACUGUCGGCCGGGCAGUCCAGUGGUGCUGGAGUGCUUCGCUGGCGAUGCAGUUUUCACAUUAGCCGUGAUGCUGUGUGAGAUGCCCUGCGCAGUUCCGUGGGACGUCAAGUUUGGUGAAUGCUGGGAUGUUCUAACGCACGGCAGUCUGCUGGUGGAGUGGGCACGGGCAGGAAAGCUGAAACAUGUCCAUUUGGGGACCCCAUGCCAAUCUAUGACAUGGGCCAGGUCACCGCAACUCCGAAGCGUGGAAUUUCCAUGGGGCUUGCCACAUCUAGCUCCUCACCAAGAGGAGCUCGUAAGCAAGGGCAACUUCUUCGUAGUAUUCACCGCAGAGCUUUGUGAGGCAUUGUGGGCAGCAGGCGCCACUUUCUCGGUGGAGAAUCCAGAGAGGUCAUGGCUAUGGAUCUUGCAUCCCAUGAGACGUAUCCGCGAACUGCCGGGGGUAGAGUUCUGUCUGCUGUUCUUUUCGGAUUUCAUGGUACCUUUUCGGAAGCCCACGCUCAUCCUGCACAAUACGGCAACAUGGCACCAGGUAUCGGAUCACUGCCACCCAUGGCCAGGGCCAUUGUGCACCCUCCGUGGUCAGGUCCAUUUCGAAGGCAAGCUCGUGUUCAAGACACACCUGGCGCAGACAUAUCCACCUCUGAUGUGUUUGCGCUUGGCAUGGUUGUUGAGGGAAGCGUGGACCUCGCAUCCAGGGGCGCCCCAAGGCACUGGGGCUCAGCUAUCGACAGAGCUGGUGGAGGUUGCGGCUGUUACCAGAAGACCUCCUUCCUUGGGCCCUUUCCUGGUCCCAUUUGGACUCGGAGCACCUGUAGGCUUGUCCCCUGAAAUGCAUGUGGAGUUUGCGCGACAGGUCAAGCACCCCGCGUCUCAACUGCGUGAAUUUCCGCAAGAUGUCCUUGAUGCCAUUGAGUUUGAAGGUAGCAGUUCUGCUGAAGAAAUCGACGCCUUUCGUUCUAACGUCUUGCAUCGAGUGUGUCAACUGGCAAGCCAACUUCAGGAUGAACAGGCCAGAUGGGUGGCAGAUGCUCCAGCGGCAAUUCAAGGUUUGGUGGCUCGCAUUCACGGGCCACUGUGGGAGGCAUUGUUGCAAACAGCUCACGUGCAGGCUCCCGAUUUUCUGAGGUCGUUGCGCGAAGGCUUUCCAAUUGUCGGCACAGUGAGCGACCUCCGUGAGCGCCGAGAAUUUCUCAAUCUGGCUGUGUUAAAGGCUUUCCGCAGGGUGCCCAUCAAGGCAGAUCAACUUGAGUUUGCGUGGGGAGUGUGGGCACACCAAGGCGUGCUCUGGGUGGCUCAGCACCUCGCAACCCAGUUUGGCACGAUCGGUGCAGUGUAUUCCUGGCACCGGGUGGGCUACCUGUUGAAGCUCCUAAUUGCGCGCCUCUUCCUCGUUCCCGCUAGCAGGUAUGUGGAUGACUUCUUCGGGGCAAACAGAGCUGGGGUGGCGCUCACGGGUGGUGUCGUUCUCUCCAUUCUGGCAUCCUUGCUUGGGUUUCCAUGCGAUGAAGGAAAAGACUCAGACCAUUCAACCGCAAUGACGGUCCUGGGAGCUUUGUGCACGCUGUCCUUUGCUGACAGAGUGUUGUUCACGCGAGUGGAUUUGGAGAAAGCUGCCAAGUAUCAACGUCAAUUACGUGAGAUGUUGACGACCCAAGUGUGUACCCCCGGAGACGCAUCAAAGCUGGCGGGCAGGCUUAGCUUCUCCGUGAGCGUGAGUGGGAACCGCGUGGGCAGGGCCUACAUCAAGCCAUUCUUCGCACAGGCGAAUGCUCCGCUGCCACGAAAUCAGGUAUCGCCCCGAAUGGCGCAGUCAGCUGAUUGCCUCAGCGAGAAGCAGCUGCAAGGGUCGCCCUCAGUGCGUGUCUUGGUCAGAUGCGGCUGGGCCGAGUAG
Molecule: messenger RNA, 3042 nt
Organism: Symbiodinium pilosum
Lineage: Eukaryota; Dinophyceae; Suessiales; Symbiodiniaceae
Source: the annotation of a GenBank genome assembly